AACACAUAAUUCUAAACAGAAGAUGUAUCAUUUCCAAGCACAACGUGUCAGCUCGCACGACAAGACAAUUGUGUAAUUCGACAGAACUGAAGUUCAAGGUAAACUAGUAGCAGUACAUAGCGUUUGAACAUUUGCCACUUACAACUGGUGGAUAUUGUGUUCUGCCCAGGUGUCUGUAUAAAGCCAGAGCAAAAAAAUGGGAGAGUGGGGAUUCCUGUCGUCGCUGCUGGACAAGGUGCAGUCGCACUUCACGGUCAUUGGAAAGGUUUGGAUGACCGUCCUGUUUAUCUUCAGGAUCAUGGUCCUCGGAGCAGGGGCGGAGAAGGUGUGGGGCGAUGAGCAGUCCAAUAUGAUUUGCAAUACCAAACAGCCUGGUUGUAAGAACGUGUGCUACGACCAUGCCUUCCCCAUCUCCCACAUCCGCUUCUGGGUCCUUCAGAUCAUCUUCGUCUCCACCCCAACGUUGGUGUACCUGGGACAUGUCAUGCACGUCAUCCACAAGGAGAACAAACUGAGGCAAUGGCUGAGUCAGGCAGGCAAUGAGAUGGGGAAAAUGCCUAAGUAUUCUGAUGAGAAGGGUCAUGUCAAAAUCAAAGGUGAAUUGCUGGCUAGUUACACAGUCAAUAUAUUCUUCAGGAUUCUGCUUGAGAUAGCGUUUAUAGUGGGUCAGUAUUACUUGUAUGGGUUUAUUCUGGACCCCAAAAUUGAAUGCAGCAGAGCUCCCUGUCCGUUCACUGUAGAAUGCUUCAUGUCACGACCAACAGAGAAGACCAUCUUCAUCAUCUUCAUGCUGGUGGUGGCUUGUGUAUCUCUGCUGCUGAAUGUGGUGGAGAUAUUUUAUCUGAUAUGCUCUAAGUGUGGCUCUGGCUCAAGAAGACGAGCCCAAGAAGUCCCAGCCAUCGCAAUGCACAGCUAUCUGGAUGGGGGCAGUACUGCCUGAUUGAUUGAUCACCACUCAGCUACUCAGUGGCAGAGAAAGGAUGACACUGAAACUGUUCCGUCCUAAAAUAAUGCAGUGUCUAAAAAAUAUUGUUAGGCUUGGCUUGAUUCUAUAAGUAUGGGUUAAUAUGAUGCAGUAGGUGUAACAGGACUGAAACUUUGAGCUUGAUUUAUUGUCCUCUGGUAAACCAAGCCAACAUGUUGUAUUUGUUCAUGGUGUGCACUAGAAGGAAAUCAAAUGCAACGCAACCUAAUUUUCAGCAGUCUUGUCGCUCCUCAGUGAGAUGGUCCUGAAUUGGCUUUUUGUGAUCAUGUGAUCAUCUUAAUAUAAUGUGAUUCAUCAUACAUUGUUUGGGUUAUUGAAACCACACUGACCGAAGUGACCAAAACAAAAUCCAGAAAAUAUUUGUGACUUUCAAUAUUUGUAAAUAUGUCAGUUUGAUUUUUGUAUUUAUUUUAUGUGGUUGUAAAUAAAAUUCAAAAAAUGUGA
Oncorhynchus mykiss (rainbow trout) is the source of this 1429-nucleotide messenger RNA. Its product is annotated as gap junction Cx32.2 protein-like. Gene Ontology annotation, molecular function: gap junction channel activity. Gene Ontology annotation, cellular component: connexin complex. Gene Ontology annotation, biological process: cell-cell signaling. The record is from RefSeq and is a predicted model, not a curated record. Lineage: Eukaryota; Metazoa; Chordata; Actinopteri; Salmoniformes; Salmonidae.